This is a messenger RNA of Hyphopichia burtonii NRRL Y-1933, 705 nucleotides long. RefSeq lists its product as uncharacterized. The coding region runs from base 1 to 705 and encodes 234 amino acids. Gene Ontology annotation, cellular component: cytosol. Lineage: Eukaryota; Fungi; Ascomycota; Pichiomycetes; Serinales; Debaryomycetaceae. The record is from RefSeq and is a predicted model, not a curated record. The transcript has a single exon.
AUGUCUUCUUUUGUUGAUCAGCUUCUCGCUAAGCAUCACUCAGUUUACACCGAAUCCAUCACCCACCCAUUAACCAACGAAUUAUGCCAGGGUACUUUACCGGACUAUAAACUAUUCACGUAUUUGACUCAGGACUUGAAAUUUUUCCAAGUUGGUCUCAACCUCUUCGGUAAGACGUUGGCGUUAUGCGACGAUGCAAAAGCUGCAAUUACUUUAGGUAAGCAGAUUGGGUUUGUUUCCAAUGACGAAAAUGACUAUUUUUUCAAAUGCUUGGAUCAAUUGAAAUCAGAGAAUUUGGUUGAACUAAAACUGAAGGUUCCCCAAAUGCUACAAGAAGAUCCCAUCACUUUACCCCAGGUGCAGUCGUACAUUGAUUUAUUGAACUAUUUGGUCUUCGAAUGUAACUCUUACGUUGAAGUAAUAACUUUCAUGUAUGUCAUGGAAGAAGUAUAUCUAGGAUGGGCAAACUACCACUUGGAGAAAGGAACCAUUCCUAAAGACUUGGCUUAUAAGUACAACGAGUGGAUCAUCUUACACAGUGGUGAAGCUUUCACUGGCUGGGUACAAUUUUUGAAAAACGAAGUAAAUAGAGUAGUUACCACUGAAGAUGCAAAGAAAAAAAGUGAACAAAUCUUUCUACAAACCCUAACUCUAGAAAUUGACUUCUUCGGUGCUUGCUACGAUUACUCUGAAGACCCCCAGUAA